CGGCGCCGGCCGCCCGGCUGAGGAGAGCCCGCCCUGCCGCUCGCUCCGCGCCGGGCCCUGCGGGGGCCGAGAGCGCGGCGCCCGCCCUUCCUCUCGCUUUCCUCGCCCGCCCGUUGGAGCAGCGUCGGGCCGGGAGGGCUCUGGGCUGAGGCGGCGGCAGCUCCUCCGGCUCCAUCAUGUCCGCGGGCGGAGACUUCGGGAACCCGCUGAGGAAAUUCAAGCUGGUGUUCCUGGGGGAGCAGAGCGUUGGAAAGACAUCUUUGAUCACCAGAUUCAUGUAUGACAGUUUUGACAACACCUACCAGGCAACAAUUGGUAUUGACUUUUUAUCGAAAACUAUGUACUUGGAGGAUCGAACAGUACGAUUGCAAUUAUGGGACACAGCAGGUCAAGAGCGGUUCAGGAGCUUGAUUCCUAGCUACAUUCGUGACUCCACUGUGGCAGUUGUUGUUUAUGAUAUCACAAAUGUUAACUCAUUCCAGCAAACUACAAAAUGGAUUGAUGAUGUCAGAACAGAAAGAGGAAGCGAUGUUAUCAUCAUGUUAGUAGGAAAUAAAACAGAUCUUGCUGAUAAGAGGCAAGUUUCAAUUGAGGAGGGAGAAAGGAAAGCCAAAGAGCUAAAUGUUAUGUUUAUUGAAACUAGUGCAAAAGCAGGAUAUAAUGUAAAGCAGCUCUUUCGACGUGUUGCAGCAGCUUUGCCUGGAAUGGAAAGCACACAGGACAGAAGCAGAGAAGACAUGAUUGACAUAAAACUGGAAAAGCCUCAGGAGCAGCCAGUCAGUGAAGGAGGCUGUUCCUGCUAAUCCCCUAUGGCAUCUUCCACCUUGCUCCGGAAGCUCACUGCUUUGGCUCCCUUACUAUUUCAUUGACUGCAGUGUGAAUAUUGGCUUGAACCCUUCCCCUUCAGUAAUAACGUAUUGCAGUUCAUCAUUGCUGCCUGUCUCGUGGAGAUGAUCUAUUAGCUUCACAAGCACAAAAAAAGUCAGUGUCUUCAUUAUUUAUAUUUUACAAAAAGCCAAAAUACUCCAGCAUAUUCCAGUGAUAACUUUAAAAAUUAGAUACAUUUUCUUAACAUUUUUUUCCUUUUUAAUGUUAUGGUAAUGUACUUCAAAAUGAUGGAAAUUUUUUCAAUGUUUAGCUUGGUUAAAGAGCAGUUGUUCAGAGCAGCACCUGCCUACCUGCUGAUCUCUCUGUCCCUGCUUUUCUCACCUCAACCUUAACCAUUCCCUAUUUUUUCCCUUCCUCAAAACAAACGAGGUGGCAAAGCAGUCAGACCAAGCCCAUUGGGAUUAUCCUUCAAUUAUAAUGAUAUCACUCUAGGCCGUUGAGCCAAGAUAUCCAAAAUUAUUCUUGCGCACUAAUAUAGAUUAUUUAAGCCUUAUUUGAGGCCAAACUUCAGCUGUCAUGGUAGGCAGUGCUUGAAAAAGAAAAGGGUUCUGGUGCAUCUUCAAAGUGAGUCUUAAUGAACAUAAAAUGUAUUUCUGACCAAAACAAAUGACCCUUUCAUCUAUGCUUUAUAAGACUCUGGGAGAGAAAAACAAGCAAGUGUUUCGGAACAGGUUUUUAAUUUUAAUUCUUCAUUGACCUUUCUCCCAAGAUUUUAAAAUUGUCAAGAUAGAGUUUUUUAUUUUUUUUUUAUUUUUUAUUUUUUUUUUUAUUUUUCAAAAAACAAAAACAACUUAUAAGCAAUAGAUUUCUCUUGGGUUUUCUUUCUUUAUUAAUGCUCUGCAGGGAAGACACUGUAGAAAUCAAAUUCCUUUAAGAACCAAUGAAAGAAUUUAAAUUUUGCACCUUGAUCAAAACUACUGAAACCAAUAGAAACAAUAUCUAAAGCUUACCAACAAAAGAACCCUCAGCAAAAUAACAGAUACUUUGCUCAGGACAUUUGAAAUAAAAUUGAAAACAGAAACAGUUUUCUUAUAAGUCCCUAGAGGCAGAUCUAGAAAAGCUUACAUAGAAGAGGGAAAGGAAAGAAUAGAAAUAAAAACUCAUUAUUAUGCAGAUUUAUGCCUUAUUUUUUAGCAUUUUUUAAAUGUUGGUUCUUUCAGGCUGGUUUUGCUUUUUACUAGAUCUGUAUAGUUUGGUUAAUUAACUAGUGAUUUAGUUUUAUAUUUAAGCUACAAUUAAUCUUUUGUCUUUGGUGAUAUUUAUUUCUUUGCCUUUUUUUAAAAAAUUACUUUCAAUUUUUAGAUGUUUUGUUCAGUCUACUUAGAGCUUCAUCACCAUGGCAAUAUAUAUUUCCCUUAAAACACUGCAAACAAAUAUACUAGGAGUGCACCCUUUUAAUCUUUACUAGUUAUUGUGAGAUUGCUGUGUAAGUUAAUAAACACAUUUGUAAAUACAUUGUUUGCAGGAAGAACAUUUCCGAGUUACAGCUCAGGAAAAGCCUGCUGAAUUUAUGUUGUAAGCAUUACUUAACACAGUAUAAAGAUGAAAUGACAACGAAAAUAUCUUCAUACUUCCUCAUCCCCUCACUACAACUAAAUCCUUAACCAGGAGAACUUUAUACCCGUCUCUUUCCUCUUCCUCCUCCACUACUCACUCACUGUCACCUUCUAAUAUUCAGAGAGCACUUGGAUUAUGGGUCUGAACAGAUAAAUGCUUUCAGAUAAUCAUUAGCCCACAUACCAGUAACUUAUUCUCAAAGAUGAGAUGGAGUUGUAAAGUGCUUUUAUAAUACAAUAUUAUUGUUAAAGGCAAGGGUUGACUCUUUUGUUUUAUUUUGACAUGGCAUGUCCUGAAAUAAAUAUCAAUUCAAUAUGGCAGAUGGGUCAUACUCUUUAUUUAGAAGAAAUUGUGAUUUCUGACAUGGGAGUGAUUGUUUUCCUACACUGUAGUGUUUGAUUCUUUUUCUGUAUCUUUAAGACAGUAACCAGUUAUGCUGCUUUUAAUAUUGAUCUUUUUAUUUGACCUGGGUUCUUCAACAGAAGCAGUAAAGUAUGUUCAAGGUCCAGAUUUUUUUUUAAAUAAACACAAUUUUGCUCCAAAAAUAUAUAAAGAAAACAAUUACUGACUUGGUUUCCCAUUCCUGCCAAGAUGGUGUAUUAACAUGUACUUCUUACCUCCUCCCUAGAACCACAAAGGGAAGGAACAUGGAUUCCAGAAAAGUAAACAACAAAAGUGAGAAGCCCCUGGAGAGUAAAACUCUUUUUAACUAUUGGGGAUAACAAGAGAAUAGUUAUAGCUUGAAGGACCAGGCAUAUGAGAGAGGCAAUAGUAGGAUGUAUUUAGA
Molecule: messenger RNA, 3232 nt
Organism: Talpa occidentalis (Iberian mole)
Lineage: Eukaryota; Metazoa; Chordata; Mammalia; Eulipotyphla; Talpidae
Gene: RAB6A
Product: RAB6A, member RAS oncogene family
Exons: 8
Coding region: 177-803 (208 amino acids)
Molecular function (GO): GTP binding; GTPase activity
Source: RefSeq, a predicted model, not a curated record